Molecule: messenger RNA, 1923 nt
Organism: Rhodofomes roseus
Lineage: Eukaryota; Fungi; Basidiomycota; Agaricomycetes; Polyporales; Fomitopsidaceae
Exons: 2
Coding region: 288-1805 (505 amino acids)
Source: RefSeq, a predicted model, not a curated record
GGUCAACGCUCUUCCUCUAUUCUACGCUGCGAUCCGGGGUGGUAUCGGAGCAGUAACCAUUGUGCCACUGCCGUGCCAUGUUCCUUCUCUGUUCUCUGUGCCUGAAAGGUCGCAUACAAGCACUGGCAACGCCUCCUCCCCAACCUGCCUCUGUCCACCACUCAUCCAGCGGUGUUGUCUAGUACUGCCUGAGACAUCCCGUCUCAACUAUCGCUCAGCUCGUUGUCCUAUUCAUAGCUCAGUAGUCCUCUUCCACGACAGACGUCUCGAAGUACAGCAGUUACGCGAUGCGAACUUUCGUGGUCAAUGAGAGGGUCGCCGAGGAUCAUCACGAACGUGCCAGUAGCCCCAUCGACCCCGCGCGCUGCGCAGCCAUCAACAAACUCCCGCCGGAUGUUCUUCUGCUUAUUUUCCACCAAGUACGUUACACUAUCCAGGAGUCUCCAGAUGGGAGGAUUCCCACAAUUGGCCAAGAUGACACCCACCUGCGACCAUCGUACCAGCACCCAACGCGGACGUACUUCUUCUCAGAGUUGAUCGCCUCUGUGUGCCGCCACUGGCGGGAGGUCAUGUCGGCGACGUCCUCCUUCUGGACCCACCUGGUCAUUUGGAUUGGCGAGGAACCGACACCGCUCUCCCAUAUACGCGAUCACCUAGCGUGGUCGCGGGAGCAUCUCCUCGAUAUCUGCGUGUUGUCGGGCAGGCCCCUUGGUGCUCCGUACUCGUCCGCGAUGGAGAAGGCACAAGUCGACGCGACCAUGGAGCUGCUCGUCCCUCACAUGCAGCGCUGGAAGACUCUUUGCAUGAAUGUCCUCUACUCUACCUCGCUCCCGCUUCCUCGCAUCGACAUCGUAGGCCGUGCAGACAACCUAGUCGAGCUCGAACAACUGUUCUUCGAUGACUCUGCUGCCGUCGCCGAUGCCGCCGACUCCUCAGUCAUCAGGGAAUUCCAUACACCUCGGCUAGACGUACUCAUCAUGAGUGGCCUGCACUUCCGCGAGUCCUACGUGAAGCCGUUUCCUCGACACGCGAUGCCUACGUGGCUCAACGAAGUCAAGAUCUUAGGAUACGGCGCCCACCACCCCGCAUUUCCUGUGGUCGACCUGCUCAGAUGCCUCGUGAGCUGCGAGGUAUUGGAUGACGUCGAACUCGCGGACCUUGCACUCGAUCUUUCCUAUAUGGGACCACCCGUACUCCCGCCUGCUAGCUCAUGGACGCCGUGCGUCUGCCUCGUGGGGCUGCCAGGCAAUAUUAUAGCGGAGUAUCAUCGCUUGCUCGACUACCCCUUCGCCGAAACAAUUUCAUACACGCGUUGCACCAUGGAGAGACCGGCCCGGCUCUGCGAAUGGCACUCCCUCGAUCUCAACGAGAUAAAUAGCCCGCCGUCGCUCCUAAGCUUCCUCUUGCUGGGGCAGAAUAGGUUUUCGGGGAACGAGGUAUCGUUCACGGACUGCGACGGACUGGUCCCCGCUGUUUUGUCCUUCAUUGCUCGGCCAUUGCUGGGCGGAGCCCUGUGGCCUUGCGCCACAGUCACCCGCCUCACCAUCGACAGAUGCGAACGAUUCCGUAGCUCGCAUCUGCGGGAAGUACUCGAGGCGCGACGCUCCGCGCACGCCGCGACGGGCUAUGCAGAACAGGACGAUCCGGGGUUCGUGGUUAAUCCGAUCACGGAGCUCUAUGUGAGCGACUGCUGCGAGCUGGACCCGGGCGAUAAGGAGUGGUUCGACGCGAACGUGUACUGGGUUUGUUGGGACAACUGGUGGGGGGGCACUGCCAGUCAACAUCACAACUGGCCGCGGUCGUGAACGCAGUGCUGGGUGUGUGCCAUCUAGGUCUAAGUACUGUAGUUCGGAAACCCAUGGCCUCACGUACUGUAGAAAUCGUUAUAUCGUUCAAUGGAACGUGAGCACGUACGCAUGAGCC